Molecule: messenger RNA, 1165 nt
Organism: Rosa rugosa (rugosa rose)
Lineage: Eukaryota; Viridiplantae; Streptophyta; Magnoliopsida; Rosales; Rosaceae
Exons: 8
Coding region: 121-1023 (300 amino acids)
Biological process (GO): maturation of LSU-rRNA; maturation of 5.8S rRNA
Cellular component (GO): preribosome, large subunit precursor
Source: RefSeq, a predicted model, not a curated record
UCCAAGCUAAAACCCUAGCAACUCUAUCUGAAAUCAAUUCUCAGAAGCAAUCAAACUCGAGCUUGUUCCUUCAUAACACCAAAAAGUUCAGACCUUUGAUUUGGUUUUGGAGCAGAAGCCAUGGCCGGAGAAACCCAAUUGGCAGAAGCAGCAAAAGGUCCAAACAAGAGGCGAAUAGGGAAGACGAAGGGCUCUAAAGCCAGAAAGAAAGCAAAGAAGAUGCCGCACGCGUCAGACGGCAGCAGAGCCGUGAAGCCCAAGAAGAUUGACCCCAAAAUGAAGAAGCUUUAUCGAAAACGGGCCAGAGAGUACGAUUCAGAGGAGGAGGAGAGUGGUGGGUCUGAAGAGGAAGGAGAAGUAAAAGAGGCGGAAGCUAAGGAGAGGCGUAAAGCAGAGGAAGGGUUCUCGGAUGAUGAGGAAGACGAUGAAGUUCAGCCCGGAAUUACGAAACUUUCAGAGGGGUGCAAUGCGUUUAGGUUGGCUUUCAGGAGCAUAAUCAAGAAGAGUGUUGCUGACGAUGUAAUGGGACCAGUGUUAUCGGGGAACAAGAAGCUUAUUGCAGAAAAGCUGGCUGAAGAGGAUGCUGAGCGCAAGGUCAAGGGAGAGGCUAAGGAAAAACAAUUGGUAAUAGAAAAGGGGCAUGUUGUUAAACCUGUCAACUAUGACCCGCAUGAAAAGUUUCUAAUUAGUCUUGCUACUAGAGGAGUGGUCACAUUGUUCAAUGCUGUCAGCAAGGCACAGAAUGCUCAGAAAGGACUGGAUCCUUCCAGGUUUAAAGAUGCAAAAGUGAUAAGAAAGCGGAGGAAAGAAGCCUUCUUUUCAGAGUUGGGCAAAACUAGUGCUUCUGCAAAGGCUCAGACGUCUAAAGGCUCAGUGGAGAAUGAAGGGCCUGCCUGGGCUCCAUUGCGAGAUAAUUUCAUGCUAACAAAUUCCAAGUUGAAGGACUGGGAUAAAAUGACGGAGCAAGUUGGGAAAGAUGACAUUGGAAGGAUGUCUGAAGAUAGUAGUUCGGACGAUGAUUAGUGCUGUGGAACUGCACGAACAGCUAUAUGCUGAUUCUUUGUUAGGCAUGCUUCGUCUACUUAAAUGUUAUCAUUGUAAUCACUACUACCUAAGAAUUUUGUUCCCAACUUCUAUUAUUUGUUAUAAAUGAGUGCUUUCAAGA